UGUGUGUGUGUGUGUGUGUGUAAAACCAAAAAAUAACGAUACUCACGGAAUCCGUUUAGAUCUAAUUGAUUGAACAAAAGUUUCUGUAGCAUGAAGUAAACUUAGCCACUCACACAUUCUCUUCGGAAAUAUAAGCAAUGUUGACAUCUCCUGCAUCACUUGUCCAAAUCCCCGGUUGCUUUCCUAUUGUAAGAAAUUCAGUCGGGCGAAAAACAAAACCCACUCAGUUUUACACCGAGAUGAACAUCUGACAAAUUUCGCAUUUAAAGAUCUAUUUACGUCUUAUUGUUUAUCUCCAGCAAGGAUGAAGUUGGUCCUCCUGUUAGUGGUCUUCAACGUGACCACACACAACUUCGGCUUUACCCAGGCCACCCUUGACCCCAGCUACAUCACCCCUAUCUCUGACCCUAGCCAUACUACCUCCACCUCUGACCCUAGCCACACUUCCUCCACUUCUGACCCCAGCGAUAGUAAACUCACAGUCCCCCUGGAUCUGGCGUCGUUCGACACAGAAAGACAUACAUUAGGAUCAAGAGACUCGUCUGGUAUACGUAAGUCGAAAUCCUCUCCUGGCCUAAAUGGAUCCAAGUCCCCACCGGACCAGGAAGGAUCCAAAUCCCCAGCGUCGCCGUCAUCGUCUGGGGUACAGGAAGCAGGUCUUAAUGUGAGCUCUGCUACUGACACAACCACAACCAUGGCCAGCAACAUUCGCAACAAGAUCAGCGUCUGUCUCAGUUAUAUAAACGGUUUUAAAAACAAAUUUGUAAUGGGAACAUAUGGUAAGAGGUGGACUGUUGCUGACAAGGAGAAUCCACCCAAGACGUGCAACAAGGAGGACGGGGCGGAGUGUACCACAUCUGACGUGUACAUCCUGGAACCCUACCUUCCAGUUGUCCCUAAAUUUACCUCCUACAACGCUGGUGACUUUAACUCCGAAUUGGUGAAGUCCUUCUCGCUCCUCCAACACUACGUCAUAGCUCUCCAGCACCUCUUCCUCGACCAAGUCUUCUACAGAGGGUCCUACAUGACGCAAGUGGAUAGUACAGCACGUUACUUAGAGGGAAUCUUGGAUUAUCUCAAGGACUGUGUCUUAACUCAGGGACUCGUGCCAGAUAACCUCGUCACUCGCAGUCUGCAAGUUAUUUACAGACGGGAGUCCGAUCAAGGAAAAAGGAAUGUGAGAGACUUUGUGUUUCUUCGUGACACCUGAAGUUUGGCAGAAGUUUCCCUGCAUGUAUUAUAGUUUUUGUAAUGUUUAUUUGUCUAUCUAUCUAUUACACUCACAUCAACAUUAAGAUUUGGUGAUAAACAUAUAAACUGUUGAAUGAGUUGAAAAA
Homarus americanus (American lobster) is the source of this 1337-nucleotide messenger RNA. RefSeq lists its product as uncharacterized. The record is from RefSeq and is a predicted model, not a curated record. The transcript is spliced from 2 exons. NCBI's taxonomy places the organism in Eukaryota, Metazoa, Arthropoda, Malacostraca, Decapoda, Nephropidae. Bases 305 to 1210 code for a protein of 301 amino acids.